GGCGGGGCGGCGAUGAAUGGAGCGGGCUCGCCAGCCCGGCCGGCGGCGCAAUGAUCGCGGUGUCUAUCCCCGCGGUGGGGCCGGGGGCCGAGCCCGAGCCGAGCCCGGAGAAGACGCACACGCCCUAAGCCUGAGGAGUCUGCACUGGCCUAUGGGCUCCCUGCCUUCCCCAGGAGAGCAGGCUGCUGAAGAAGCCCCAUGUGGUGCCAGCCAAUAUACUCAAUAUUAUCCCAACCGGCUGAUUCGACAGCCCCUCCCCAGCUCUGACCCCAGCCAGUGGCUGUCUGUCUGCACAGCUGUUAAACAUUCCCCCCUUCACUUCCUGCAGCUAGGGAAGGUGUUUACGGUGGAGGUCCUGUGCAAUGGCCGGAAACAUAUCCUUGAGAAGCGCUACAGCGAGUUCCAUGCCCUGCAUAAAAGGAUAAAGAAGAUGUGCAAGGUCCCAGAUUUCCCCCCCAAGCGAGUCCCCAACUGGAUGUCGAAGGUGCAGGAGCAGCGGCGGCAGGGCCUGGAGGUUUACAUUCAGGGUGUCCUGUACUACAACAAGGAGCUGCCUAAGGAACUGCUGGACUUCCUGAAGCUCAGGCACUUUCAGCAGGAUGCCAAGGCCAGCAGCCUGGACCACGGCUUCCUGCUCUCCCACCGGCCGGUUAUGAUCUUCCACAAAGAUCCCUAUGUGCUCCCCUCCCCCACAGCAAAACUGCCCCUUGGCAGCGAACUUGGCCAGUGCCUGAGACUUAAACCCUACAACUGCUCCCUGCACAGUGGCUGUUCAGAGUGUUACUGGGAGCAGAGCAGGACCCACCUGCUUUCCCAAAAGGCACAUUUCACAAAACCAAGAAGAACAAAGGUCUCAAUGGGGCCUGAACUCUUUCCCCUCUUGUGCAGUCCAGCUGCUGCAGCCUGGCAGGAACGUCUUCAGGAGAAAAGAGAUUUUUCUAACCACCCAAAGCCCUAGAAGGCUGGGAAGAAGGCAAAGGCCCUGCUGAGAAGAUGUAAAAACAAAGUUUGCUGCCUACAGCUGCACUGUCCAGAACAAUGGCCUGGGGCUGUUGAGGUUUUAAGGGGAAGUUUUUGCCAAAUUUUGCAGUGGGGUCUAUUCUGCUGCCCUAAUUCCCCCCGCCCCCCACAUUGUUUCAGAAGUAUGCAGUACUCUUAUUUCCUGCCAGCAGUGCUGCAGGCUGCUGUUAGACAUGCUCUACUUGGGUGUGAAGUGCUUUUGCAUAUAGGGAUGGGGCCAACAUGUGUCCUGGGGGUACCAUACAGCCUAGAACUGGCUCAGCUUGUAAAGGGCUUCUUGGAGCCCUUGAGCCCAGCUGGGCCAGUGGGGCGGAUGGAAUAGGUUAGCUGCAGUUCAUUCGGCCGUCUCUCCCUUCCAAGAAGAUCUGACCAGACAGGGCUGCAGGGCAUCAGCAAGGCUGGAAACCGGAACAGUGGGCAGCUGUUGGGCUGUCACCUGAUUCUAAAUCUUAAUGUAAGAGGGUGUGGAGCUGAAUCUGGUAUCUAGUCCCCCUUUAACUCCUGCAGGCUAGAUCGCUGCAGUGGGACUGGAACCCUGCAGGACCUGCUGCUGUAAUAGCAGGAAUGAGAUUUAAAAAAAAAUCCCCUGCAGAGCUCUGCUCCCAGAGUCUGGUCUAGUUCCAGUCUUCCUGCU
Chelonia mydas (Green sea turtle) is the source of this 1654-nucleotide messenger RNA. It is a transcript of the gene SNX22, whose product is annotated as sorting nexin 22. The transcript is spliced from 7 exons. Lineage: Eukaryota; Metazoa; Chordata; Testudines; Cheloniidae. Gene Ontology annotation, molecular function: phosphatidylinositol phosphate binding. The record is from RefSeq and is a predicted model, not a curated record. The coding region runs from base 17 to 958 and encodes 313 amino acids.